GCUGAGCGAUCCCCGGCUCCCCUUCCUGUGGUCCCGCGGGUCCCCGGCCGCCCACGCUGGCUCCUGGUGCAGCGAGACCCUCGUCUCGCCCCUUCCCAGCCCGGCCUCAGUGUGCCCGCGGCCCUGGGCAGCCGUGCAGACACGAGGCGAGCUGCUCCGCUCCGCAAGGGGCAGACACCGGGCACUGGACCAGGAGCAGCGCCUCAUGCCUUGAAGACGACCCGGGCCCCGGCUGUUGGAGCAGGUCUCGCACUCGGGGGCACGGCACGCUCCCCGGGGGAUGCGAGGUUGAUCUGACCGGGCGGGGGUCCUGCCGCCUGGCCCGGGGGCUCGCGGGCGGCGCUGGCCCGGCUGCACCUGCCUCUUCCCGCCCCGCCAAAGCAGCUGAGCCCAGCAGAUUUGUUGUGGUUUGUUGGGUGGGGUGUUUUUUUUUUUUGCCCUGUCGAUUCCUGUUAUUCCCACCCCCAUGUGACAGGAUGCGUCCUUAUCGCUCCGAGCCCAGCGCUUUCCCCGGCCCCGCAGCCCUUCACAGUCCGCCGGUUGCCGGGCCAGCGUGAGCCGCGAUGCCCGCCGUCUCCCUGCUCCUGCUCCUGCUCGGGCUGGUGCCCGCGGCUCUUCCGCAGCUGGAUACAAGUACGUUUUUAAUAUAUAAUGAGGAUCACAAGCGUUGUGUAUUAGCUCAAAGUUCUAGCUCAGUGAUAACCGCCCCUUGCAAUCAGGAGAAUGAGUCCCAAAAAUUCAGGUGGGUUUCUGAUUACCAUCUUAUGAGCAUGACAUUGAAAUUAUGCUUGGGCGUACCUUCAAAGAAAGACUGGGUUCGAAUCACUCUGUAUCCUUGUGACAAGACAAGUGAACUUCAGAAAUGGGAAUGCAGAAAUGAGACCCUUUUCGCAAUCCAAGGAGAAGAUUUAUUUUUCAACUAUGGCAACAAACAGGAAAAGAAUAUUAUGCUUUACAAGGGAUCAGGUCUGUGGAGUAGGUGGAAGAUUUAUGGAACCACAGAUGAUUUGUGUUCUCGGGGCUAUGAAGAUCUCUUUUCACUACUGGGCAAUGCCAAUGGAGCACCCUGUGUAUUCCCUUUCAAGUUCAAUAACCAAUGGUACGCUGAGUGUACAGAUGUGGGAAGAUCAGAUGGCUGGCUCUGGUGUGGAACAACGUCAGACUUUGAUGUAGACAAAAUGUAUGGAUUUUGUCCACUGAAAUUUAGUGGCAGUGAUACAUUGUGGAAUAUGGAUCUUUUGACAGGAGCCCAUUACCAGAUAAACUCCCAGUCAGCACUAACAUGGCACCAGGCAAGAAAAAGCUGUCAUCAACAGAAUGCAGAGUUAUUAAGUAUCACAGAGUUGCAUGAACAAACGUACCUGGCAGGAUUAACUGGAAGAUUGAGUGCUGCACUCUGGUUUGGUCUUAAUAGUUUGAAUUUCAACAAUGGAUGGCAAUGGAGUGGGGGCAGUCCUUUCAGAUACUUAAACUGGGUCCCAGGAAGCCCUUCUCCAGAGCCGGGAAAAAUCUGUGCAGCAUUAAAUCCAGCAAAAGGUGCAAAAUGGGAAAACCAAGAGUGUAAUCAGAAACUUGGCUACAUUUGUAAAAGAGGAAAUGCCACUUUAGAGUCUUUCAUUAUUCCUUCAGAGACUGAUAUGCCUAUUAUGUGUCCUACUCAAUGGAUGUCAUAUGCGGGUCACUGUUACCUAAUUCACAAAGACCUCAAAAUAUGGAAAGAUGCCCUAACUUUUUGUAGGAAGGAGGAUGGAGAUUUGGCGAGUAUCCAUAAUGUUGAAGAGUACAGCUUUAUUGUUUCUCAACUUGGGUACCAGCCAAAGGAUGAGCUGUGGAUUGGACUGAAUGACAAUAAGGUUCAAAUGUAUUUUGAAUGGAGUGAUGGCAGUCCUGUGACGUACACUAAAUGGUUGCGUGGAGAACCAACCCAUGCAAACAAUAGGCAAGAAGAUUGUGUUGUCAUGAAAGGGAAGGAUGGGUAUUGGGCAGAUCACGCAUGUGAAAAAAAACUUGGAUACAUUUGUAAAAGGAAACCUUUGGGAGAAGCUCCAAAGGAAGAGGAGAUUGUUGAAGAAGGCUGCCAGAGAGGCUGGAAAAGACAUGGUUUUUAUUGUUACCUGAUUGGAAGUACAUUUGCAUCGUUUCCUGAAGCUAAUCAGACCUGUGGAAGAAACCAGGCUAAUCUAGCUAGUGUUGAAGACAGAUAUGAACAAGCCUAUCUGACUAGUUUGAUUGGGUUAAGGCCUGAAAAAUAUUUUUGGAUUGGCCUUUCAGAUAUACAAGAAAAAGGGACUUUCAAGUGGACAAGUGGUGAAUCUGUCUUAUUCACCCACUGGAAUUCAGAAAUGCCUGGAAGAAAGCCUGGUUGUGUUGCUAUGAGAACUGGAAUUACAGGUGGAUUAUGGGAUGUUAUAAAAUGUGAAGAAAAGGCAAAAUUUCUCUGCAAGCAGUGGGCUGAGGGAGUGACGCCUCCACCUGUACCUACUACAACUCCUGUCCCCACAUGCCCUGGUGGUUGGGAUUCAAACAAUCGCAUCAGCUUCUGUUUCAAACCUUACUCAAGAGAACAAAAGAAAACCUGGUUUGAAUCUCGAGAUUUUUGUAGAGCUAUAGGAGGAGAUCUGGCCACGGUUAACGGUAAAGAAGAACAGUAUGCAAUAUGGCGCUCUAUAGCAAACAGUGGACUCUAUCAUCAAAAUUUCUGGAUUGGUUUAUUUUACUUGAAUCCUGAUGAUGGAUUUUCGUGGAGUGAUGGUUUUCCAGUGAGGUAUGAAAACUGGGCCUUUGGAGAGCCAAAUAAUUAUCAAGGAGUUGAACUUUGUGUGGAGCUUACUGGAGAUUCUAGCAUGCUAUGGAAUGACAGGCAUUGUGAUUAUUUACAUGCCUGGAUUUGUCAAAUAAAAAAAGGAGCAACAGUAAAACCUGAACCAACGGAAUCUCCUGCUCCCAAAUAUAAGGUUACUAGUGAUGGAUGGAUUAUAAAUAAAGACAAGCAGUACUAUUUCAGCACGGACAGUGUUCCUAUGGAAAAAGGUCGGGAAUUCUGCAAGAAGAAUUUUGGUGAUCUUGCUGUCGUUGAUGAUGAAACUGAAAGGAAGUUUCUGUGGCGAUAUAUCUUGAAAAAUGGCAAAGAGGAUGCAUAUUUCAUUGGAUUACAACUGAGUGUUGAUCAACGAGCUAGCUGGAUGGAUGGAACCCCAGUGACUUUUUUAGCUUGGGCACCACAUGAGCCCAACUUUGCAAACAAUGAUGAAAACUGCGUAGUUAUGUAUAAAAACUUAGGAUUUUGGAAUGAUAUAAACUGUGGAUAUCCAAAUCCUUAUGUAUGUGAAAGACACAACAGUUCCAUUAAUGUGACUGUUCCUCCAACAACACUUUAUCCUAUGACAGGAUGUCAAGAAAAUUGGCUUUUGUAUAAGAAUAAGUGUUACAGAAUGUUUGGCUCUAAAGAAGAUGAGCGUAAAAGCUGGCAUGCUGCGAGGAAAGCUUGCAUGGAUUUAGGAGGAAAUCUGGCUACCAUACCUAAUGGAGAAGUGCAAGCUUUCCUCAUCUUUCAUUUAAAGGAUUCUGUAACUGACACAUGGAUUGGUUUAAAUGAUAUAAACCAUGAACUCAGGUUCCUUUGGACUGAUGGAACUGGAGUAUACUAUACAAACUGGGCGAAUGGCUUUCCAUCUGGACAGCUGGAUUUAUACUCAUAUGAUAGCCAGGCUGACUGCGUUGUCAUGAGAAAUAAACCUAUAAAGGAGGCUGGGAAAUGGGUGGAUGAAAGCUGUGACAACAACAGAGGCUAUAUGUGCCAAAGUAAUACAGAGCCUAAGUUGUUCCCUUCACCAACAUCACUGCCACCAAAAUUUGUCCUUUUUGGUAACAGCAGUUAUUCCUUGAUCCAUUUGCCAAUGAAAUGGGAGGAUGCCCAAAAAUUCUGUAGAAGUGAUCUCUCAGACCUUGCCAGCAUCUUGGAUCCAUACAGUCAUUCAUAUUUGUGGCUACAGAUAUUAAAGUAUGGGCAGCGUAUAUGGAUUGGUCUUAAUAGCAAUAUGACGGAGGGCCAUUAUGAAUGGAUUGAUAACUGGAAAAUGAAGUAUACUAAGUGGGCAGAAGGGGAGCCAAAGCAAAAAAUAGCUUGUGUCUAUUUGGAUCUUGAUGGAGCCUGGAAGACAGGAUUUUGUAAUGAAAGCUACUUCUUUGUAUGUAAAAGGUCUAAUGUGAAGGCCCCCACUGAUCCUCCACAACUUCCAGGAACGUGUCCUGAAACAGAAGAACGUCGAUCUUGGAUCCCAUUCCGUGGCCAUUGUUACUACUUUGAGUCAUCACUUACUCGAAACUGGGCCCAGGCGUCCUUAGAAUGUCUCCGAUUAGGUGCUGCUUUAGUUUCAGUAGAAGAUUCAGCUGAAGUCGACUUUCUGGCACACAACAUAGAGCCUCUUGAAAGAAAAUCAUCAACUUUUUGGACAGGAAUGUACAGGAACGUGGAUGGUCAGUGGUUGUGGUUAGACAACACUGCAGUGGAUUUUGUCAACUGGAAUGUAGGAGAACCUUCAAGCCAACAAAAUGAGCACUGUGUUGAAAUGUAUGCAAACUCUGGGCUCUGGAAUAAUAUUUAUUGCUCUUCCUAUAAAGGAUACAUUUGUAAAAGAUCCAAAAUUGUUGAAAUGAAAGCAACAGAGAAGCCACCAGACCAAAAGGCAGUAAAAAAAGGGAACGACAUGAAGAAUGAGGUUCAUGCACCUUCUCACAACUCUGCUGGGAUUGUAGCUAUUGUGGUGAUUCUUAUCCUAUUAGGAGCUGGCCUUGCAGGCUAUUUCUUCUACAGGAAGAGAAACAACCACCUAUCAACAAAUGACAGCUUUGAGAACAACUUGUAUUUUAAUAGUGAAACGGUUCCUGGGACUAGUGACACAAAGGACCUUGUGACCAAUAUUGAACAGAAUGAACAUGUUGCUCUCUAGUGUAAUAAAAUAAAGAUGUGCCUUGUUUUAAUAAAACUAUGCAACUGGAAUUAAGCCAAAGCUAUUUUCUGCUGAGCAAAUAUUAUAGUAGUCAGGUUUUUUGGCUCUGUAUUCUUUUUACGUAGCAUCUGCAGUUCCUUUGUUUCAUAAUCAUGUUAUAUUUGUGUAAGAUUCCAGAUGUAGCCAAACAAAAGCAGGUCUUGUGAAAAGAUAAAGUGCUGCUGAGUUAUUAAAUGAAACAAACAGAUGCACUUAACAUAUACAUUUUAAAUUAUGUGGCCAAUGAGAGUAAGUCUUCAAGAUUUUACCAGACCUGUAUCAUCCAUCAGACAUAUAUAACCAUCAGCUAUAAAGUCUGUCUAGCCCAUGUCAUUCAAAAUUGCUCUGUAAAGAACCUGCCUGAUUCUAAUAUCUUGCAAAUAUUCCUGGAAACCUCACUACAGGCUUUGACAUUUGUUAAUUGAUGGGGUCAUAUUUAAAUACAGUCUGUUUGAAAAACAAAACCAAAGAAACAGCCUCAGGGUCUUGUUACAUGGUAAUUUUGGGAGGCUCCUGGAGCUCUUAACCCUUCGAUUGUCCACCUAUUAACACCUAAAACUAGUUUUAAGCAUUCACUAGGCAGCUCAAAGUUAUGUCACUCCAGGGCAACAUUAUCUCUGAUCUGUAUUACCCAGCUCAUGUUACACUAAGGUGUAGCCAUUCUUAGUGUGACCAUACCACCUACCCCCCCCCCCUCCCGCUGGCCCUCACUUUACCCGUGGUUGUCUUCACUGUCUGUCCUGGGGGAGCAGACAGGGAAGGGUUAAUCUGCCUGCCGAGCCACGGCUGCCACUCUCUGGGCCAGAAGAGCAGCAGCGUGGCAGCCAGCUAGGCAGGCAGGUUAACCUGUUGCCCUGGGACAGAGACUGUGGACAGCUACAAGUAAGCAGGUGGUGGGGUCAUGGGAACCCCAAGGGGUUACCUUACCUUUCAGUCCUCCAGAGCCCUGCUGGCCUGAAGUGUGACUCAAGCUAGCACCAGCACAAUCAGCAUUAGUGCAGUUCAGUGUAAGGUGUAACAAGGCCCUCACUGCUAUAUUGUUUCAAUUCCUAUAAUAGGUUUCAGAGUUCUCAGCUGUAGUGCAUGUGCUCACCGGAGUGUGGAAAGGGUGUGCGUGGCAUGCCCUAUUAGCUUUGCUAAUGACCACUAAGUGGGUUUGUGUGGGUGAGGCAAUGAUAGUGAGGCCAUGGCAACAUGUUUCUGUGUACCAGAGUAGCUGUUGCUGGGUAAAGUACAGUGGCCAUAUAUAUCCUAUGGCUGUAAUGGGGGUGUGCAGUUAUCUCACUGUGCUUCUUGCAAGAUACUGUGAUGUAGAGAUACUCUCUCUCAUUCACACACUCUAUUUCCCUCUAUGUGUGCAUGUGUGUGUCUCUCUCUGUCUCUGUCUGUUUUCUCUAACACAAUUUAGUCUCAUAAAAGAAAGAAUACUUUAAUUUUGUUAAUACACCAGACAUUCUUUUUACUCAAAUAAUUUAGCUUCCAUCUUUGUAUGUUUAAACAGUGAACAGUUUGGAAAUCUUAGCAUCUCAUAUGAGUUUUUAUAAUCUGAUUUUUUGUAAAUCUUGUAAAAUGUAAAUCAUGUGGGAAUUAAAAUAUUUUCCUUGGCCAGAUAUGAAAGUGUAAAAGGAAAAUGAAAAAAAAAAAUUAUACAUGCAUUCAAUUUUUGUUCUGUGAAAUAAACAAUAAUAGAUUGUAAUUUUAUCAGUUUUGCAUGUUUAUAGAAUUGUAUGUAAAACUCAAUGGCCAGGUACAGGUAUUAUGCUUCUACUGGGAGAAUCAUCACUCUCUUCCAGUAGAAAUCUUGAGCAUUCAAAAUGUUCACUUUCUGUAAGAGCAAAAUGCUGGUUCUUGGAGAAAAAGAACUCAUCUUCAACCCAGGGGAGAGCGAAUGCCUGUACACUUAGACUGUCACUUUCAACCUAGCAGGAAAAAUGACAUUAUAUGAUAUUGAUAUGGAGCCAUGCCAACUGUGUGUUCUGUUCAUAUUUUAUCUUUGUUGUGAAUCUUAUGGUGUACUGGAUGAAUCUCAGGAACCAUUCAGUGUUAUGGCCAGUUGAUGUGUUUGUAGCAGCACUCUUUGGUCAUAUGGUGUUUCAACUUCUUUUAAGUAGCGUGUCUUUCUUAUAGAACAGAGAGAUUCUGGAAUUUGCAAAAAUAAAUUUGCAGAUGUAAACAGGAA
Molecule: messenger RNA, 7167 nt
Organism: Alligator mississippiensis (American alligator)
Lineage: Eukaryota; Metazoa; Chordata; Crocodylia; Alligatoridae
Product: macrophage mannose receptor 1
Exons: 30
Coding region: 564-4949 (1461 amino acids)
Molecular function (GO): signaling receptor activity
Source: RefSeq, a predicted model, not a curated record